Ilex paraguariensis (yerba mate) is the source of this 619-nucleotide messenger RNA. Lineage: Eukaryota; Viridiplantae; Streptophyta; Magnoliopsida; Aquifoliales; Aquifoliaceae. The record is from the annotation of a GenBank genome assembly.
AUGAAAAGCAUAACAAUGGAUGCUUUUAACCAUUCUUCCAUUCUGUCUUUGAUCCUAAUUUUAUCACUUUCAAGCAUCCAAAUGAGCCUUGGAGCUCGUAACCUACUACAAACUUCAGCACCAACACUGCCUACGAUUCCUUCUCUUCCUAAGCCUUCAUUGCCUCCACUGCCAGCAAUGCCAACCCUGCCAACAGUCCCGACUCUGGGGAAGCCCACGUUGCCGCCUUUGCCUUCCACUCAGAUUCCAUCGCUGCCCACCAUGCCCACCGUUCCCAAGGUGUCGCUGCCUCCUCUGCCGGCAACUUCACUGCCCACCAUCCCUUCAAUUCCUACCAUUCCUAUAACAAUCCCUUCGAUUCCUUUUCUCUCUCCACCACCAUCAACCACUAGCCCUUGAGAUGCCAACAUUCCAUUCACACCAUUGAUUUUUUUUUUUUCCUGAGCCAUUGUCAUGGUUUAUAUAUUACUACUAGCUGUGUGUCGUCUGAUUGUGUGUUGAGACUUGAGAGUCUUGGCAUACUAUGGAACCCACGGUCAUGGUUUUAUGUUUAUAGCAUCUAUAUUUCGUCAGGAAUGCGUUUUGCAUUAUAUUAUUCUUUUUGCUGGGUGGGUGUGUG